Messenger RNA from Andrographis paniculata, 1375 nucleotides. RefSeq lists its product as uncharacterized. Bases 82 to 861 code for a protein of 259 amino acids. The transcript has 2 exons. The record is from RefSeq and is a predicted model, not a curated record. Lineage: Eukaryota; Viridiplantae; Streptophyta; Magnoliopsida; Lamiales; Acanthaceae.
CGCGACAUUUGGAACUAGAAGAUUCCAGUGUGGACAGAAGAAGCAAUCGCUUUCUUGAAAGUUCUUCGCCACAAAAAUGCAAUGGCGCGCGGAACCCUAGAUUCGCUUCACGCCAUAGAAUCCUGCGCCUACCAGCUUCUUAGCUGGAGGCCUUUCGGAAAAGCUCUCGACGCAGACUCCCCUAAGAGCCACCCCGCCGCCGCCGCCGCCAAUCACGGUCCGCAGAGCAAGCGACAAUGCCGCGCCGAUCGCGCGACUUCCUCCUUUUCCAUAGACGCCAUCCUUGAUAUGUCCAAGCUCAGCCUCUUUGAUGAUGAUAAACCCCUCUCGUUCUCGGCCGCCAGGAAGCGAUGGUUCGCGCGCAAGCGCCGCCGACGGGGUGGGUCGAGAUCCGUGUCCGGUCGGAGCUCCGAUCGGAGGGGAUGCUCCGUCGGCGCGUCUGCGGCUAAUGGAACCUGUUCCGAUUUCCAUAUGGUUGCCGGGGGUACGGAUUCGAGCGGGGAACUUUUUGGGGACCUGAAUUGGGCGUCGGAUGUGAGCGAUCGGAAUUCUAGGAGGGAGAGGGAGAGGGAAGGGAGUGGCGGCGGGGAGAAGGAGCACGUGAGUGGCGCGUGUGGGCAGUUCGGGAAUUGUGAUAGUCAAGGGAACGAGUCAGGGUAUGGGAGUGAACCAGGGUAUCGAGGUGAUGCUGAGCUUGGCUACGAUGACGAAGAGGAGGAUGAUCCUAGGGUUUUGUUUUGGGGGGAUGAAUUUGGAGAUUCUGGUUCCAAGUUGGAAAGAGUGGGUGAAAACUCUCUGCAGAAAACACAUUAUCGUCGCCGCAAGAAACAUGACCUGCGAAUGGUUGACAGCGUAAGGUAGUUGGUAAGAACAUCACCUCUAUGUGAAUGGAGUUUUUCAUGUGCAAGAGCAUCCAUUUGUAUGCUUCAUCAGAGUUUUUACCAUCAAGAUCGGUGGUCUCGUCUCGUUGUGCAAGGUGUCUCCAACCAGCUAUUAAAGUGUUUCGAGGUACGAUGCAUAUUCCCUGAAAUAAUAAUGUUGAUUCUGGCUAUAAGCAUUAAAAGUUUGUUCGCCUGUAUGGUGUUUGGUGACUUUUUGAGGGGUUCUUUUACAUGGAAAGCCCCUGUGAAAAUAUGCAUAUAUGUGUUUUUGAGAACUCUGUUGUUCAAAUGUUACAUCCAAUAUGUUUUUUGGUGAAAUCUUGGCUAGGGUUCUUGUUUUUAAUUUUGGAUAGCUUGAUGUUAGAUAUAUAUGUUGUGUUUGUGCCGAAGGUUGGGAUUUGAUUCACAGAGGGAGUCCAGAGAUUAGCUGUGAAUGUUUGUAUAAUGUGUCGAAUGUUGUGUUAGUGCAAUGCUUCUAUAGGCUGACUUUAGAA